Molecule: messenger RNA, 2643 nt
Organism: Carica papaya (papaya)
Lineage: Eukaryota; Viridiplantae; Streptophyta; Magnoliopsida; Brassicales; Caricaceae
Gene: CRTISO
Product: carotenoid isomerase
Biological process (GO): carotenoid biosynthetic process
Molecular function (GO): carotenoid isomerase activity; oxidoreductase activity
Source: RefSeq, a predicted model, not a curated record
AAUGAAAAAUGGCUUUGGAAGGAAAUAGUAAAAUAACAUAUUGCCACAUUUUGUCUUGUUUCACCUUCUGAAGCUAGAAUCAUGGCUUGGAAUCAUUAUACACUCACUUAGACAAUAGCAAUUCCGCGUUCAAAACCAAAUUAGCAACCUUGUUUCUAUCCUCGAUAGCAAAAAUUGACAGUGGUGGUUCUCACUUUCCAUGGUGGAAUUGGGUUUAUCUUUUCUCCCGGCAAAAGUCGGGAAUACCCCAAUAACCACCCAGCUCAGUUAUCGAAUACCCUGGAAUGAAAAAGGAAGAUUUCUGUCUGCUCAGCUCAGUGGAAUGGCAGUAGGGUUUGACAGUUCUCAGUUAUUUGGUUGCGGUGGUAGUCAGUUGGGCAAUUCAAUACGUGGAAGUCAAAAACUCAGAACUCACUCUAUUGAACAUGUUAAACCUUUUGUUUUCGAUGAUCACCGGUUGAAUUUGGGGGGCUACAGUCAGAAACAGCCGAGAAAUUUCGUACCCAGAAAUGUGGAAAGGAGUUUUCGUUUUUGUGAUCCACUGAAAACCUCAGUUUCGGAUGGUUAUAAGCUCGGUGGUGUGAAUGUCAAAUUAGGGUAUUCGGAAUAUGUUAUGAGGUCAGGUUCCGUCUUGAGUGCAGAGACAGAGAAAAGUGAAGGGUCUGGUAGGGAAGAUUACUAUGAUGCAAUUGUUAUUGGGUCAGGGAUUGGAGGGUUGGUUGCAGCUACACAACUUGCAGUUAAGGGAGCUAGGGUUUUGGUAUUGGAGAAAUAUGUGAUUCCAGGUGGGAGCUCUGGGUAUUAUGAGAGAGAUGGGUACACUUUUGAUGUAGGGUCUUCUGUCAUGUUUGGGUUCAGUGAUAAGGGCAAUUUAAAUUUGAUAACUCAAGCAUUGGCAGCAGUUGGUUGUGAGAUGCAGGUCAUACCUGAUCCUACUACUGUUCAUUUCCAUCUACCAAAUGACCUUUCUGUCCGAGUACAUAGAGAAUACAGUGAUUUCAUUGCAGAACUUACCAGUAAAUUUCCACAUGAAAAGGAAGGAACCCAGCAAUUCUAUGGUGACUGUUGGAAGAUCUUCAAUUCGUUGAACUCCUUGGAACUAAAGUCACUUGAAGAGCCGAUCUACCUAUUUGGACAGUUCUUUCAGAAACCUCUCGAAUGCUUGACCCUUGCCUAUUAUCUGCCUCAAAAUGCUGGAGACAUAGCUCGAAAGUAUAUCAAGGAUCCACAAUUAUUGUCUUUUAUAGAUGCAGAGUGUUUCAUAGUAAGCACAGUUAAGGCUUUGCAAACACCAAUGAUCAAUGCAAGCAUGGUUCUAUGUGACAGACAUUUUGGAGGAAUUAACUACCCCGUUGGUGGUGUUGGUGGAAUUGCAAAGUCCUUAGCAAAAGGACUGGUUGAUCAUGGAAGUGAAAUACUUUACAAGGCAAAUGUCACUGGCAUUAUACUUGAGCAUGGGGAGGCGGUUGGCGUAAGGCUGUCAGAUGGAAGGGAAUUUUUUGCCAAAACCAUAAUAUCAAAUGCUACUAGAUGGGAUACAUUUGGGAAGCUACUAAAAGCAGAAACGCUUCCAGUUGAGGAAGAAAAUUUCCAGAAAGCUUAUGUUAAGGCUCCAUCCUUUCUUUCCAUUCACAUGGGUGUUAAAGCUGGGGUUCUGCCACCUGACACAGAUUGCCACCAUUUUGUGCUUGAGGAUAACUGGACUAGACUGGAGGAGCCUUACGGAAGUAUCUUUUUAAGCAUUCCUACGGUUCUUGAUUCAUCGUUGGCUCCCAGUGGUCACCAUAUUCUUCACAUAUUUACAACUUCUUCAAUAGAAGACUGGGAGGGUCUCCCUCGAAAACAUUAUGAAGCAAAAAAGGAGAUUGUGGCAGAUGAAAUCAUUAACAGGCUGGAGAAAAAAUUGUUUCCAGGGCUCAAAUCGUCUAUUGUUCUUAAGGAGGUGGGGACACCAAAGACGCAUAGACGAUUCCUGGCCCGUGACGAGGGAACUUAUGGACCAAUGCCACGUGGAAAUCCUAAGGGCUUACUGGGAAUGCCAUUUAAUACCACAUCUAUAAAAGGCCUUUAUUGUGUUGGAGAUUCCUGUUUUCCUGGACAAGGUGUAAUAGCUGUUGCUUUCUCAGGAGUUAUGUGUGCUCAUCGAGUAGCUGCUGACAUUGGGCUAGAGAAGAAGUCCUCUGUAUUAGAUGCCGCCCUUCUCCCAUUACUUGGUUGGUUAAGGACAUUGGCAUAAGACAUCAUAUGGAAAGAUGACAUAUCAUGAUACCUUGGUUGGAGGAGCUACUGUAAAGGUGUGAUCUACAGCAGGUUGGAUGAUGGAAACUACUACUGCAAAGCUAUGAUCCAGCAGGUUGAAGUAUAGAAAGUUUCUCUCAUUAGCUUUGCGGUUUUAAUCCUCCAUCGACCUCAAGUGAGGUUCAUAUCACUGGCAAUCAGUCACUUCAGAGAUAUAUCAUAUCAUCCCCGGUUCCGAAUAAGUUUGGUAACUGAAUUCACUAAUGUGCUGCUUCUAGCACUACAAAGAUUUGCUUUAAAUAAUGUUCUUAUUUGAUGUGUAAUAUUGUUGUCACUGGGCUUAGCUUUGCAAUAACAGUUCACGAAAAUACAAUCAAAUUAUUAACUUGGCUUGGCUAGACAAAA